Molecule: messenger RNA, 2988 nt
Organism: Fonsecaea nubica
Lineage: Eukaryota; Fungi; Ascomycota; Eurotiomycetes; Chaetothyriales; Herpotrichiellaceae
Exons: 4
Coding region: 1-2988 (995 amino acids)
Biological process (GO): post-transcriptional regulation of gene expression
Cellular component (GO): cytoplasm
Molecular function (GO): mRNA binding
Source: RefSeq, a predicted model, not a curated record
AUGGCUUUCCCGAACACACUUAGUGGACGUAUGGAAGAACUGCGCUUUCCCAGCCUGCGGUCCCCGGACGCCGAGAGCCCAUACAGUUCGAAUGGCUCCUCUACACGAGAACAAAACCCAUUCUUCUCAAACAUGCACUCUUCGUCCAACGAUGCCCGUGCAAGCCUCCAACGUCGCUUCACAACAGACUCGAGUAAGAUGCCUGUGGCCAGACCGUUUGGUCAGCAAUAUACGUCCAUGAAUUCAGCGGCGGCGAAGAACAAACAAAUGUACGAUGAUAUUCAGAAUGCGAAGCGUAAGGCGGAGGAGCAGUUGCGGCUCUUGGAGCUGCAAGAACGGAGCCUUCAGAUGGGAGCCUCUACUCAAGACCUUGAGCGGAUCUCUACCCGUAUGAAUCGAAUCAGCCUCAACGGACCUGUCAGCGAGCCCACCACCCCUCCUGAGUAUGCUGAAAGUGGUUUCAGCAAUCGGUUCUCGCGCUCUAGCAGACUGUCUAUGAACAGUAUCAUUUCGCCCCCAGGUCUCAGCAAGCGAGUCUCUCAAUCUAGCUCUCAAGUCACCUCACCCCCAGCAAAUCGUCUAUCGGGGAACGGUAUCUACAGUCAAGCUCAGAAGCCAUCUGCGAAAUCAGUGCCCGGAUCUCGACGAGGGUCUGAUGAGGACGAAUAUUACCCCGAGGACUUGCCUACCACUCGAGCUGCUGCUACGUUGAAUCGCUUUUCUAUGCCAGUCAACAGCAGUCGUCAUCCCCAACGUCUCAGUGUCAGUGGCACUGGUGCCAAUUCAUUUGGUCUUGCAAACACCACCAGCUUUCUCUUUGACGAAGACGAUGAUAAACUGCACCCACUUGACUUGACUUCCCCUAUUGCAAAGGCCUUUGCGCAGCUUGAGGGUGACGACACCUUCCCAACGUUGACCAGUGACGGCCUUAAGCUUUCUGCGAACUCAGCCGCUUUGGAUCUCGCAAAUUCCAAGACACCAGAUCUUGACUGGACUCUUGGAUCUCGCUACAGACCAGCCCAUCAGAGCAUGCCUCAUACAGACUCUUCCAUGUACAGACCUGUUCUUGCCAAUCUCAACCUCAGCAGCCCACCUGCGGACCGUCCAGCAGAUCUGACGCGUCGCAAGUCUCAGCGUCAUUCACUCGGAGUCACCUUUGAAGAUUCUGCCCCUAUCCCUGCAAAUUUGACCGUCUCUCGGCCCACAUCUCUCCAAACUUCUUAUUCAACCAACGACGUCCCGACAGUCAAGAAGUCUUUGACUUUGGACACAGCUCCCACGCCUCCCAAGACUCAGGCUGAGCAACAGUUUCAUAACCACAACGUCAGUUUGGGACGCAUUCCUGCGAACGCAGUCAACAACCGUCAGAGUCGAGAAGUUGCCAACGGAUCUGUCAAGCUAGAAGACAAAGCCAUGUCCUCUACGGCCCCGCUGUCAAGCCUACACGCCAGUGCAGCGCCAUUCAGCACAUCUUUCACCAGUACCUCAGAUUCCAACGUGAUGGCCUUGGCGAGCCCAACCUCGACGUACCCACCUCCGCAACCCUACAUGUACAAUAUGCAAACUUUCAACGUCAACCAGAUGAAUCCCCAGGCCCCCGCUGCCGGAACCAUCCAGCCCUUUGGCCAGUCUCAAGGGAUCUAUGGUGUGAGCAAUACGUAUUCCGGCCCGCAGCGUUCUGGCACUGGUCGUCGCAACCACAGCGAUGAAGCUCGAUUCAACAAUGUUCCUCUCGAGUCUUACCGAGGAAAUCUGUAUGAGCUCUGCAAGGACCAACAUGGAUGUCGCUACCUCCAGCGCAAACUCGAAGACGGCAACGAGGAGCAUAUCCAAGCCAUCUUUGUGGAAACUUGUCCUCAUAUCAUCGAACUGAUGACUGAUCCCUUCGGCAACUACCUCUGCCAGAAGUUGUUCGAACAUUGUAACGAGGAGCAGCGAACCACUUUGAUCAACACUGCUGCACCAGCUCUGGCGACUAUUGCUCUUAACCAACACGGAACCCGUGCCCUUCAGAAGAUGAUUGAAUUCGUUCAUACUCCAUCCCAGGUCGAUACCAUCAUCCAAGCGCUGUCUCCCCGUGUUGUCGAGCUAGUCCAGGACUUGAAUGGUAACCACGUGGUCCAGAAAUGCCUCACUCGUCUGGGCGCCGAACGUUCUCAGUUCAUCUAUGAUGCAGUUGGCAACUUCUGUGUCAUUGUUGGCACUCAUCGUCACGGAUGCUGUGUGCUGCAGCGCUGCAUCGAUCACGCUCAGGGCUUUCAGCGGGCUCAGCUCAUCGCCAGGAUCACCCACUGUGCCUUUGACCUCGUCCAGGACCCAUUUGGAAAUUACGUUGUGCAGUACAUUCUCGAUCUGGAUGAAGCUGCGUUCACGAAGCCACUGUGUGAAAAUUUCUAUGGUCGGGUUCCAGCCUUGUCGAAGCAAAAAUUCAGCUCCAAUGUCAUUGAAAAGUGCUUGCGUACUGCCGACACGGAUACCAAGAGAGCCAUGAUCGAAGAGAUGCUGAUGGGGAAUGAGCUUGAGAAGAUGCUCCGCGAUUCCUUCGCCAACUACGUGGUCCAGACCGCCAUGGAGUAUGCGGAUCCUACCACCAAGAUGCGUCUCGUUGAUGCCAUUCGUCCUAUUCUUCCCCUUAUCAAGCAAACUCCUCACGGCCGACGAAUCGCCAGCAAGAUUCUUGGUAACGAUGUGUCAGGUCGUGGCAACGCGCCUUCUAAUGAUAAUAUCCUCGCAAGUUUCAACACUGGCCGCGCGAACGGCCGCCGCAAUGUUCAGAUUGUGGGUGGCGGCUUCAACGGCAUUCGCACUGCCGACACCUAUGGUUCUGCUGAUAUUUCAAACAAUGUCACUGCUAAUGGAAAUACCUAUGGUUUGAUGGAUUCAACUGGCAACAUGUACAACGCCCACAAUUACGGCAAUGAUCUCGGGCCAAACGGCUAUGCUGGCUUCAUCAAUGGUUCAGUUGGCGGUCCCAACAAUGUCAUCUGA